Pogoniulus pusillus (Red-fronted tinkerbird) is the source of this 1924-nucleotide messenger RNA. RefSeq names its product defective in cullin neddylation 1 domain containing 4 (gene DCUN1D4). Gene Ontology annotation, molecular function: ubiquitin conjugating enzyme binding; ubiquitin-like protein binding; cullin family protein binding. Bases 308 to 1006 code for a protein of 232 amino acids. Gene Ontology annotation, biological process: protein neddylation. The record is from RefSeq and is a predicted model, not a curated record. Gene Ontology annotation, cellular component: ubiquitin ligase complex. The transcript has 11 exons. NCBI's taxonomy places the organism in Eukaryota, Metazoa, Chordata, Aves, Piciformes, Lybiidae.
GCCCACCCGCCGCCUGCACCGCCAGCCUGGCUUUUCCGCUGGCGGGCGCUGCCGCCCGGGCGGAAGGCGGCUUCUCCUGUCCCUCACCGAGGAGUCUUGGCCGAACGUGUCGCCGGGGCUCCCGGUGACUGGGGAGGGCAUCAGGCCUGCGGAUUUUCAACUGAACUCUCACCUAUCAACACUGGCAAAUAUUCACAAGAUCUACCACACCCUCAAUAGGCUGAAUCUGACAGAGGACGUUGGUCAAGACGAUCACCAGACAGGAAGUCUCCGGUCUUGCAGUUCAUCAGACUGCUUUAGUAAAGUGAUGCCUCCAAGGAAAAAGAGGAGACCUGCAGCAGGAGAUGAUUUAUCUGCUAAGAAAAGUAGACAUGAUGGCAUGUAUAGAAAAUAUGAUUCGACCAGAAUAAAAGCAGAGGAAGAAGUCUUUUCAAGUAAGAGAUGCUUAGAAUGGUUCUAUGAAUAUGCAGGCACUGAUGACAUUGUAGGGCCAGAAGGCAUGGAGAAAUUUUGUGAAGACAUUGGAGUUGAACCUGAAAAUGUAGUUAUGCUUGUACUAGCAUGGAAGUUGGAUGCACAGAACAUGGGCUACUUUACAUUACAGGAAUGGUUGAAAGGAAUGACAUCACUACAAUGUGAUACUACAGAAAAACUGAGGAAUUCUCUGGAUUACUUGAGAUCUCUAUUAAAUGAGCCUACCAAUUUUAAACUUAUUUAUAGAUAUGCAUUUGACUUUGCACGGGAAAAGGAUCAACGCAGCCUAGAUAUCAACACUGCCAAGUGUAUGUUGGGCCUUCUUUUAGGAAAAACAUGGUCCCUUUUCCCAGUCUUUCAUCAGUUUCUAGAGCAAUCCAAAUACAAAGUUAUCAACAAGGACCAAUGGUGCAACGUGCUUGAAUUCAGCAGAACAAUUAACCUCGACCUCAGCAACUAUGAUGAAGACGGAGCCUGGCCAGUGUUGUUGGAUGAGUUUGUGGAAUGGUAUAAAGGCAAGCAGAUGACAUAGGAGUUGUAACUAUGCACAGCCACUCAAGAGUCACUGUUACCACAGUUAAUGUCAACCAUUAGCCAUAAAACUGCUCCUCGUAUCAAAGUGCAUGCUGCUUUUUUUUCUUGCACUGCCUCCCCCCGACCCCUGCAGAGGUGGGAGGACUUUAGAUGUUCGCUCUUUAACAAAGCCUAGCUCUGCCUUGCUGUGUAGCAUUGUUCUCUUUGAAAGGCUGCUUUGCAUUUUGUAUUUACACUACCGAUGGGUGAACUCGCCAGCGUCUUCACUGUGAUGAUGUGUAUAUUGCUGUCUAAAUUUUGUAUAUGUGUAUAAAAAAAACCUACAGCAACAACCCAAACCAAGCUUCACCUAGGGAUAAUUUCUGCAGAAAUGUGUUGUAUAAAAAAAAAAAAACAAACCCCACAAGAAGAGGUAAUUUUGUGGCAUAUUUCUAAGUCCUCACUUGAGAUCUUUGUUUGAGAUUUGAGUUGCUUUCGUUUCGUUGGGUUUUGUUUUCUUUCUUGUUUCUUUUUAGUCUCAAAUGUAGCAUUUGGGAACAAUGGGAAGGAGCAGGCUGCUUUGGACAGAGCUUAUGUGAAGAACAAGUCAGUUUCCACGUUGCUGUUGGAGAUGUCAGUUUGUGAGGGGAGAAGACAAUGCUGUGACUUUUCUUUUUCUUUCUGGUUUUUCUUUUCAUUUCCUUCACCAGAACUCACCAAACCUGACCUAUUGCUUGAUAGGAAUGGAAGAGUGGUGUCUUAAAACCCCAAGAAAUAUAUAUAUAUAUACAUAUAAAUAUGUAAUAGUUGUACAUGCCACAGAUUGUUUGAAGAGGAGGAGAUUAAAAACCCAACCAAGUGCUGACUUUUUAAUGUUCAAACUGCAGUAAGUCGUUACAGGUACAAAUGAACAAAUUAAAAUACCUUUUGAAAAUGG